CAUUGCGAAGGACCCCGCCCUUCCCUCUGUUAUGAGUGUCAGCGCUGUGUUUACACACUAAUUCUUCUGUUUUCUGAUACUUUUAAUCAUUUCUGUCGAUAAAAAUGCCCUUGUUUGAAGGCUUGGGCAGUGGAGGGGAGAAGACAGCGGUAGUCAUUGAUUUAGGAGCGGCCUACACAAAAUGUGGUUUUGCUGGCGAGACGGGGCCGAGGUUCAUCAUUCCCAGUGAAAUUAAACGUGCUGGAUCUCAAGAGGCGGUUCGAGUCGUCCAGUACAACAUCAACACUGAGGAGCUCUACAGCAUCCUGAAGGAGUUCAUUCACCUGCUGUAUUUCCGGCAUCUGCUGGUGAAUCCUCGAGACCGGCGCGUGGUGAUCAUUGAAUCCAUCCUUUGUCCUUCACACUUCAGAGAGACGCUCUCCAGAGUCUUCUUUAAGCACUUUGAGGUCCCAUCAGUCCUGUUUGCUCCGAGUCAUCUGAUGUCUGUCAUGACUCUGGGCAUCCAGUCUGCUCUCGUCAUGGACUGUGGAUACACAGAGACGCUGGUGUUACCAAUCUAUGAAGGCAUUCCGAUCCUGUCUGCAUGGGAAGCUCUACCGAUGGGAGGAAAAGCCAUUCAUAAGGAGCUGCACAGUCUGCUGAGUGAGCAAUGCACACUAGACACCGACUCUGGCACCGGCCUCAGUCUGCCCACCGUCAUCAGCACUGUUCCAGAGGAUGUUGUGGAGGAUAUCAAAGUGCGGACGUGUUUUGUUAGUGACCUGCAGAGAGGCUUGAAGAUCCAGGAGGCCAAAUUUAACUUGGACGGAUCUGCUGAGAGACCGGCUCCUCCCCCAGAUGUGGAAUAUCCACUAGAUGGCCAGAAGAUUCUGCAUAUCAAAGGAUCCAUCAGAGACUCUGUGGCCGAGAUGUUGUUCGAGCAGGAUAACGAGGAGAAAUCCAUCGCCACGCUGCUGCUGGACACUUUGGUGAAGUGUCCCAUUGACACACGCAAGGUUCUGUCGGAGAACUUGGUGAUAAUCGGUGGUACGGCCAUGCUGCCCGGGUUCCUGCACCGACUCCUUUCUGAAAUCCGUUUGCUGGUGGAGAAACCCAAGUACCAUGAUGCUCUGGCUACCAAGAGCUUCCGAAUCCACAGCCCACCCGCCAAACCCAACUGCACUGCCUGGUUAGGAGGUGCUAUAUUUGGAGCAUUGCAGGACAUUUUAGGGAGUCGCUCUGUGUCCAGAGACUACUAUAACCAGACGGGCCGCAUCCCAGAUUGGUGUUGUCUCAGCACCCCUCCACCCGAUUCAGUCUAUGAGGCAGGAAAAACACCGCCGCCUCUCAUGAAAAGAGCCUUCUCCACCGAAAAAUGAACUGGACACUCCAAAUCUAACCUUCUCUAAAUCUGCUUCUUCAGAUAUAUGCUCUUGUAUGUUUACAGCAGAAAUCCUGUUCUAUAAUAGUCCAAAGUCUUUCAUAUUAUUUGGCCAUACUUCAUUUGAAUAGUUGGCGAAACCAAAACCACUAGGGGUCAGUAACCAUCAGAUCAUCUGCAGGCCUCUGCUUCAUCUGUGAGAGGGAGAAGUCUGAUCAAAUGCACUAAACAGUUUCCUGAGCAUGACAUUUAUCCAGCACUAAAUCAUGUUAGUACUUAUGGAGUCAAAAAGUUACUUUUUAUUGUUAUUUAAAUGUGUUGUUCAUGCAGCAUUACAGACUAAUCAUGGAAGGCUGUAGUUGAGCGUAGCGCCAAGAAACUACAUCAUAUUUCAGUUCCAUUUAACAACAAAAAGUUGGAAGUUUGGUGUAUUUAUUUGGUUUGUGAAAAAAUAAACAUUCCAAAAUUAA
Molecule: messenger RNA, 1830 nt
Organism: Labeo rohita (rohu)
Lineage: Eukaryota; Metazoa; Chordata; Actinopteri; Cypriniformes; Cyprinidae
Gene: actr10
Product: actin related protein 10
Exons: 13
Coding region: 105-1358 (417 amino acids)
Biological process (GO): retrograde axonal transport of mitochondrion
Source: RefSeq, a predicted model, not a curated record